AUGGCAUUGACUUUCGCGGAAGCUCUCGUCGUAUAUCCACCCUCCGUUCCAUCGCGUUGCAUUGAAAAACGACCUUUCGACGAUCCAGCUUGUCCACCGUGUCCACCGUGUUUACCACGUUCACCUUGUACACCAACUUGCGGACAGUCCAGCGUUCAAUUUCAACUGACGUACACUUGUGACAGCUGCGGAGAGGCAAGGCGUACGAGCACUUUACCCCCGCCGUGCUGUCAUACAAGACCAGCGCCGUUUUGCUGUCCAAAGGAUGGCUGUCCACCGAUGCAGCAGUGUCCACCUAAGCGAUGCUGUCCACCUCCCACGUGCUUGCCAUUAAUCUGCGGAGGACGGCCCUGUUCACCUCCACCGCCACCGACCAUAUGCGUAGCGGGACCAUGCCCGAUACGACCUUGUCGAGUAAAGUACGAAUGUCCGCCACCUAAAAUAGAAGCACCACCAUCUUGCGUUCGAUUCUGCAUUCGCUGCACGUGCGAGGGAUCAACUUAUGCACCUUGUUACUUCUCCUGCCUGUCGACGUGUCCGCGUAUCGAUUGCUGUUAA
Vespula vulgaris is the source of this 558-nucleotide messenger RNA. RefSeq names its product keratin-associated protein 4-7-like. The transcript has 3 exons. The coding region runs from base 1 to 558 and encodes 185 amino acids. The record is from RefSeq and is a predicted model, not a curated record. Lineage: Eukaryota; Metazoa; Arthropoda; Insecta; Hymenoptera; Vespidae.